CCGAAAACCUUCAACCCUCAACCCAUUCAUAGUCUUCACUACGUCGGGUGUCUCAGCAUUCCUUUGUCGUCGUCGUCGUCGUCGUCUUCUUCCCUCACAAUCAGCAGUCUUGGACAAGAGAAUUGCUCAGCUGUCUUGUGUCAUCGUCGCCAUCUACUCGUAGCGCCGGUUCAGCAGGUUCAAUAUGGCCAUCUACAGCUUCUACAUCUUCGAUCGUCAUACGGAAUGCAUUUACAGCAAGAGAUGGCUACAGCAGCCGCAAUCCUCCAGCAAGCAAGCCCGACCUACGUCCGCUUCCACUACUGCAAGCGUCGAGAUGCCUGCAAGGAAAGCUCUAUCCGCUGCCGACGACGCGAAGCUCAUAUUUGGGACCGUUUUCUCCCUACGAAAUAUUGUAAAGAAGCUGGGCGGUGAAGAUGACGCAUUCUUGUCAUAUCGGACUGGCGACUACAAGCUCCAUUACUACGAGACUCCCACAAGGAUGAAGUUUGUGAUGUUGACGGACACCAAGACCAACAAUCUCCGAGUUGUACUGCACCAAAUCUGGGCGAAUCUAUAUGUAGAGUUUGUUGUGAAAAAUCCCUUGAGUCCUGUGGAACAUCCCGGGGGUAUUGGCGUCGCGAACGAGCUCUUCGAGAUGGGUCUAGAAAGCUUUGUCAGCUCAGUCCUUGUGUCUUAACACGGCCUGAUUGAAAGCGAAAAUCGGAAGUCGAACAAGACGAACAUGGUGGUUACCAUGGUCUUCAGUUCCAGGCAACCCACGUUCAAUCAUGGAUCAAGCAUCUAGGUCGCUUCUAGAUAGGUUGAACCAGAGCCUCCUAGAAAGCAAGUGGGGUAUGACCGACCUUUCAUAGGGGGGC
Pseudovirgaria hyperparasitica is the source of this 860-nucleotide messenger RNA. RefSeq names its product snare-like protein. The transcript is spliced from 3 exons. The record is from RefSeq and is a predicted model, not a curated record. NCBI's taxonomy places the organism in Eukaryota, Fungi, Ascomycota, Dothideomycetes, Acrospermales, Acrospermaceae. The coding region runs from base 185 to 679 and encodes 164 amino acids. Gene Ontology annotation, cellular component: TRAPP complex. Gene Ontology annotation, biological process: endoplasmic reticulum to Golgi vesicle-mediated transport.